UUAAGAAGCGCGUGCUGGUGUGAGAUCGUGUGCAUUUGGGUGCAGCCUUCACGAGCUGUGGAUGAUCUUCAUCACAUUCUUCAUCACGGAGAAAUUCUAAACAUCUGACAUCACCUUCAUCCAGCAGUUCUGUGAUGUAUUGAGAGAGUUUUGGGACACUUGAGGAGUUUGAUUGAUUGAUGUUCUGUUAAUAUUGGAGAGAAGAUGUUGCUGAGGCGUUUGGCCGCCGCUGCCCUUAUAACACUUGCAGUACUGGCUUCAGUCAAUGCUCAAGUAAUGCCUCCAUCAGACUUGAGAUUUAAGAUUUUAAAUGAAAACACAGUACAAAUGACAUGGAAGCAACCACUAUCCCGAAUCGAAGGCUAUAGAAUACAAGUCAUGUCACAUACAGAGGAGCCAGUUAAAGAAUUCACACUGUCUGCGUCCUCCACCAAAACCUCCAUCAAAGAUCUGACCGCUGAUGUGGAUUAUAAUGUUGUUAUAACUUCAUAUCUUGGAUCUGAAGAGAGUAUACCGAUCUCUGGUCAAAUUACCAUUCAAUCGAGUGGUUUUGAAGGAGCUACCAGAAAGCCUCAGGUCUCAGAUUCAGUUCAAUGCUCAGUUAGUGCCAUCGCUGAUCUGGUCUUCUUGGUGGACGGCUCUUGGAGCGUCGGGCGAGAUAAUUUCAAAUUCAUCCGUAGUUUCAUGGUGGCCAUGGCUGGAGCGUUUGAACUGGGAGAAGAUAAGACCAGAGUUGGUGUAGUCCAGUACAGCACAGACACCAGAACCGAAUUUAAUCUGAAUCAGCACUUCAGACGGGGCGAGCUCCUCAGAGCCAUUAACAAUCUGCCAUACAAGGGUGGCAACACCAUGACAGGCGAUGCCCUGGACCAUCUUCUGAAAAACACAUUCACGGAGGCCGCCGGCGCCCGUCAGGGCUUCCCCAAAGUUGCUGUUAUUAUCACAGAUGGAAAAUCUCAGGACCCUGUUGAAAGUUACGCCAAGAAGCUGAAGAAUGCUGGAGUUGAACUCUUCACUCUGGGAAUCAAAGAAGCAGACGAGGAAGAGUUGAAACAAAUGUCGUCCACGCCCCACAGAACACACGUGUACACGGUGCCAAACUUUGACAUGAUCAAAGGCGUAGAGAAAUCUCUCAUUACGCAGGUUUGCAGCAGCGUGGAAGAUCAACUCAACUCUUUGAUUAGCGGCGAGGAAGUCAUUGAACCGGCAUCAAACUUACACGUCUCCGAGGUCGCAUCCAAGUCCAUGCGAAUAACAUGGGAUGCGUCUAUAGGAGAGGUGACCGGAUACAAAGUGCAGUUGGUUCCCAUGAUGGCCGGCUGCAAACGACAAGAGCUGUACGUCGGGCCCACGCAGACCUCGGUGAACGUCAGAGAUUUGUCACCCGACACCGAAUACGAGAUCAGCCUGUUUGCACUCAACGGUCUGACGCCCAGCGAGCCGGUUAUGGCGAUGGAGAAAACCCAACCGCUUAGGGUGUCAUUGGAAUGUUCUCUGGGUGUGGACGUCCAAGCUGACGUCGUUCUCCUGGUCGACGGCUCGUACAGCAUCGGCCUGGCUAACUUCGCUAAAGUUCGUGCCUUCUUGGAAGUCCUGGUCAACACUUUUGACAUCGGGCCAAACAAAGUUCAAAUCAGCUUGGUCCAGUACAGCAGAGAUCCACACACCGAGUUCUACCUAAACACACACGCCGAUCUGAGCGGCGUGGUCAAAGCCGUGAGAACGUUUCCGUACCGAGGAGGCUCCACCAACACGGGCAAAGCUAUGGCGUACGUGAGAGAGAGGAUCUUCAUUCAAAACCGAGGCGCUCGCACGAACGUACCUCGCGUUAUGAUUCUCAUCACCGACGGAAAGUCAUCGGAUGCUUUCAAAGAUUCGGCGGCUAAGCUUAGGAACACAGAUGUGGAGAUCUUCGCAGUGGGUGUGAAAGACGCCGUCCGCUCCGAGCUGGAAGCCAUCGCUAAUCCUCCGGUGGAGACCCAUGUGUACACGGUGGAGGACUUUGAUGCUUUCCAGAGGAUUUCCGAUGAGCUAACUCAAUCCAUUUGUCUACGAAUUGAGCAGGAGCUUUUGAACAUCAAGAGGAGAAGUUUGGUCGCGCCCAGAUCUCUGACCUUUUCCGAGGUGACCUCCAGAAGUUUUCGGGCUUCGUGGAUAACAGAUGCUGUGGAUGUGCAGUCUUAUCUGGUGCAGUACAAGCCUGCAGCGGACACGGAUGCCAACUACAUCUCCGUCUCUGUGCCCGGCGACACCCCCACAGCUGUAUUACUUCACCUCACUCCAGUCACCAAGUACGAGGUCAAGGUUUACGCCCAAUAUGCGAAGGGAGAAAGUUUUCCCCUCGAAGACUUUGAGACCACGUUAGAAGAACAAGGCACUGUGAGCAACCUCAGAGUGUCCGAGGAGACCAUCGACAGUUUCCGCGUCUCGUGGCGAGCGGCUCCAGGUCCAGUGUUGCGCUACAGACUGACAUACGUCCCUGUACGAGGGGAUAGUGGGUUGCUCGAAACGGCGACACCUGGUCCUGAGACAACCAUCAUCCUCCAACGACUGUUCCCAGUCACCACGUAUCGUGUUUCGGUGUCAGCCGAAUACCCUUCAUCCAUUGGGCCUCAGAUGCAGAUUGAUGGGACGACCAAAGAAGAGUUGGGCUCUCCCCGAGACUUGAUAACCAGCGAUGUUACUGACACCAGUUUUAUGGUGUCAUGGACGGCCGCUCCGGGACGGGUGAGACGGUACCAUAUCCGCUGGAGAUCUCUCUUCUCACAGGAGUCUGGAGAGAAGACGAUACCUGCUGAUAUGACCAGCACACUGUUGGAGAACCUCACACCUGAAACACGCUAUCAGGUGUCUGUGUUGGCAUCAUACGACAGUGGAGAUGGAGGACCGCUCGUAGGGGAAGAGACCACGGAUGCAUCCGCGUCCACCAAGAGUCUAGUCGUGUUCGAUGAAACAGAGAGGAGCAUGCGUGUGACGUGGAAACCCGCUCCGGGACCCGUGGUCAAUUAUAAGCUCACGUACGUCCCUCAGGCUGGAGGUAAAGACAUGAUCAUGAAAAUUCCUGCCAAUGUGACCACCGCCAUGCUGAGGAAACUGCAGCCCAUUACCACCUACAACAUCAAAGUGCAUCCCAUCUACAAACGAGGAGAAGGAAAAGCAAGGCAAGGAGUAGGAACCACACUGUCACCGUAUAAAGCUCCGAGAAACCUGCAGACCUCCGAACCCACUAAGACAAGUUUCCGUGUUACGUGGGAUCACGCUCCCGGAGAUGUACGUGGAUACAGAGUCACGUUUCAUCCCAGUGGCCAAGAUAUUGAUCUGGGAGAACUUCUCGUUGGACCGUACGACAACACCGUUGUUCUGGAGGAACUCAGAGCUGGAACGAAGUACUCCGUAGCUGUUUUUGGAAUGUUUGAUGGAGGUCAAAGUAUGCCUUUGGCUGGAGAAGAGAAGACCACCCUUUCUGAUGCCCCAGAGCCUCCACCCGUUGAACCUUCUGAUGCAAAGUGUAAAACCACAGCCAAGGCCGAUAUCGUCCUGCUGGUCGACGGCUCCUGGAGCAUCGGCCGUCUGAACUUCAAAACCAUCCGAGCUUUUAUUGGCCGCAUGGUGGGCGUCUUUGACAUCGGCCCAGACCGGGUUCAGAUCGGUUUGGCUCAGUACAGCGGGGAUCCCAAAACUGAAUGGCAUCUCAACACUCACCCCACCCAACAAUCUCUCUUAGAGGCUGUGGCCAAUUUACCCUACAAAGGCGGAAAUACCAAGACGGGUAUGGCAUUGAAGUACAUCCUUCAGAACAACUUCAAACCCAAUGUGGGGUUGAGACCCGACUCGCGUAAGAUCGGAGUCCUCGUGACCGACGGCAAAUCUCAGGAUGACAUUAUAGAGAGCUCUCAAAGUCUGCGUGACUCGGGAAUCGAACUGUAUGCCAUCGGUGUGAAGAACGCUGAUGAAAAUGAGUUGCGAUCCAUUGCCUCUGACCCUGAUGAGAUUCACAUGUACAAUGUCAAUGACUUCUCCUUUCUGAUGGACAUUGUUGACGAUCUCACUAACAACCUCUGUAACAGCGUUAAAGGCGGAGAGGGUGGCCCUGGGACACCGACUGACCUGGUGACAUCAGAAGUCACACAUUACUCUUUCCGUGCCACCUGGAUGCCACCCGAUGAGCCGGUGGAGAAAUUUCGUAUCGAAUACGUCCCUGCUGCUGGAGGACAAACUGAAGUGAUGUUUGUCGAUGGUGAAGAAAACACAGUUUUACUGGUCAAGUUAACCCCAAAGACAGAGUACAUUGUCCGUGUUUUUGGUGUGAUCGGUGAGCAGAGCAGUGAACCUUUGAAAGGAACUGAAACCACAUUGCCGCUGCCCGCCGUCACCAACAUGAACGUUUACGACGAGGGUCUGACGUCCAUGAGGGUCAAGUGGGAGCUGGUGAACGGAGCCAGCGGGUAUUUUCUCAUCUACUACAGCCUCAAUGCCAGCGUGCCCUCUGGAAAUAUAGAGAUGCGAGUUGGUGCCGAUGUGAACGAUGUGGAGUUGUCGAAGCUUCUUCCCAACACGGCGUACUCCGUCUCCCUGUCUGCCCUGUACGGAGACACGGCCAGCGAGCCCCUCAUCGACAGAGGAGUCACAUUGCCUCUGCCGCCGGCCGGUAAGCUGAAAGUCACAGAGAUCACUCACAGCUCCAUGCGUCUGACCUGGGAUGCGGCUCCUGGGAACGUCAGGAAAUACAUCAUCACCUACAAACGAGAGGAUGGAGAGCUGAAAGAGGUCGAGGUUAACGGUGACAUCACUACCCGGGUUUUGACCAAUCUCCGAUCUCAGACGGAGUAUGAUGUCGCUGUCACUCCCGUGUAUGAUGAGGGUUCAGGAAAUCCUGUGUUGGGCAAUGGAGUAACUGAUGUGGUUCCUGCGCCUAAGAAUCUGAGGUUUUCUGAGGUGACACAGACGUCCUUUAGAGCCACAUGGGAACACGGAGCUCCAGAUGUUGCAUUGUAUCGCGUGGGAUGGGCCAAGAAGGGGGAGACGGACUUCAAAUAUGAAAUCUUGAGUAGUGAAGACACUUCAAAUGUUAUGACGGAUUUAGACCCGGACACACUGUACACGGUCACAGUAACAGCCAUCUAUCCUGAUGAGUCUGAGAGUGAAGACCUGAUGGGAGACCAGCGCACAUUGACCACAGGACCACCACAAAACCUUCAGGUUUUCAAUGCCACCACUACCACACUUACUGUGAAAUGGGACCAUGCACCGGGUCCAGUUCAAACCUACAAAGUCACCUAUCAACCCACCGCGGGUGGAAAACCUCUGUCUGUUCAGGUUGGUGGAAAGAAGAACAGUGUUAUUCUUCAGAAGUUAAACCCUGACACACCCUACUCCAUCACGGUGGCGGCCGUUUAUCGCAGCGGAGAAAGCAAAGACAUUUCGGGUCAAGGAAAGACGAAACCUUUAGGAGGAGUGAGAAACCUGCAGGUCUUGAACCCAACCAUGACCACACUGAACGUCCGAUGGGAACCGGCAGAAGGAAAAGUGAAGGAAUACAAAGUGGUCUACGUGCCAGCGGCAGGCGGGGCGGAAAGCAUGGUAGGACUGGAGCAAGUAUCUGGAACGACUACCACCACGGUAUUGAGAGGCCUUCAACCAGACACGCUUUACACCGUCACUUUAAUACCCGUUUACGCUGAGGGAGAUGGGCAGAGAAAUUCUGAGAAUGGAAAAACAAGGUACUUGGGCGGUGUGAAAAAUCUAAGGGUCACUGAUCCAACCAUGACUUCUCUGAAUGUGAAAUGGGACCCUGCUGAUGGAGCCGUGCGUCAGUAUAAGAUCUUCUUCGUGCCUUCAGCUGGAGGAAAUGAGGACAUGGAACAAAUACCUGGAACCCUAACCACCAUAAUCCUGCGAAACCUGCAGCCUGAUACUCCAUAUACAGUAUCUGUAGUUCCAGUUUAUCCCGCCACGGAGGGCAGACGACAGUCUGAUAAUGGAAGAACUUUGCCUCUUGGAGGGGUUCGAAACCUUCGUCUUAUCGAUCCCACCUUUACAACGCUCACCGCCACAUGGGCAGCGGCAGGUGGAAACGUUCAGGGUUAUAAAGUGAUCUACGUGCCCACCGACGGGGGAGCUGAGAUCAUGGAGCAAGUGUCUGAAAGCACUACAACAUUAGUAUUGAAGAGUCUCAGUCCAGACACCAUGUACACAGUGACUGUAGUGCCGGUGUAUGCUGAAGGAGACGGACCACAACUCACUGAGAGAGGAAAAACUAAACCUCUGGGUAGCGUGAGGAACCUGCAGGUUACAGAUCCGACUAUCAACACCUUGAACGUACGCUGGGAGCCGGCAGAAGGAAACGUGCGGGAAUACAUCGUCAUUUACGUUCCUGAGGGUGGACAAGAUAAAGAAGUGGAUCAAGUGUCUGGAAGCACCACCUCGACUGUUUUGAAGAGUCUGGAGCCGGAUACCACAUACACCGUGACUGUAGUGCCGGUUUAUCAUGAGAUGGAGGGCAUACCUCUUUCAGAGAAUGGAAGAACAAAACCAUUGGGUGGAGUUCGAAAUCUUCAGGUCAUUGAUCCCACAAGCAGCACCUUGAACGUUCGCUGGGAGCACGCAGACGGAAACCCUCGAAAUUACAAAGUGUUUUACGUCCCAGAGCCUGGAGAUGAUGAGAAAAUGGAACUUGUUUCUGGAGGCACAACCAGCACCGUCCUGCGUAAUCUCAAUGCUAACACGAUGUACAAGGUCACACUGUUACCCAUGUAUGAGAAUGAUGUUGAAGGAAAACGUCAGGCUGAAAAUGGAAAGACAAAACCUUUGGGAGCCGUGAAGAACCUGCAGGUAACAGACCCGACCGUAAACACUUUAAGGGUUAGAUGGGACCCCGCAGACGGAGAUGUCCGGCAGUACAACAUCCUCUACGUGCCUGUUGCUGGUGGUGCUGAGAGCACGACACAAGUGUCCGGGAUGUCCACCAGUACUAUCUUGAGAAACCUGCAGCCAGACACAGAAUACAGAGUCACUGUUGUGCCCAUUUAUCCAGACGACGAAGGAAAGAAACAGUCGGAGAACGGCAAGACAAAGCCUUUGGGUGGAGUUAAGAACCUGCAGGUUACCGAUCCCACAACCAGCUCACUGAAUGUCCGCUGGGAGCCUGCUGAGGGUAACGUCCGCCAAUAUCGACUCUUCUACGUGCCAGUGUCUGGUGGUGCUGAGGACAUGGAGCAAGUUUCUGGAGGAACUACGAACACCAUACUUAGGAACCUUCUGUCAGACACGCCCUACACGGUGACUGUGGUUCCUGUUUAUCCAGAGGGAGAGGGUCUCCGUCUGUCUGAGAAAGGAAAGACACUUCCUCGUUUCCCACCCAGAAACAUUGUGGUGUACAAUCCCACCACCAACAGUCUGAAUGUUCGUUGGGAACCGGCCUCAGGCCAGGUGCAGCAGUACAGAGUCAAAUAUUCUCCAUUGACUGGUGUACGACCGCUGCAAUCGGUUUUUGUUCCUGGCAACACCAACAACGCUUUCCUGGAUCAACUGAUUCCUGAUACUCCGUACACAGUGAGCGUCUUGGCCGUGUACGCGGACGGAGAAGGUCCAGCAAUCACUGACAAAGGAAAAACAUUACCACGGGGUGGACCCAGAAACAUGCGAGUCUUUGAAACCACCACGAACACCAUCAGCAUCGGCUGGGAUCAUGCCGAGGGUCCUGUACAGCAAUAUAAGAUCUCAUAUGCACCAAUGAAAGGAGACCCCAUCACUGAAUUUGCGUUUGUUCCUGGUAACAGAAAUAAUGCAAUCCUUCAAAACCUUCUGCCUGACACCCCAUACAACAUCACAGUGGAGGCCGUUUAUCCUGAAGGACCUGGAGGAUCCCUGAACGGAAAUGCAAAAACACUUGGCUUGCGACCUCAGAAUCUUCGGGUGUCAGAUGAGUGGUACACGCGUUUCCGUGUGUCCUGGGACCCUGCACCGUCUCCAGUCAUGGGUUACAAGCUGGUUUACCAGCCAACAGAUAGGGACGAAUCUCUGGAGGUGUUUGUUGGUGAUGUCACUACCUUUACUCUCCAUAACCUCCUGCCUGGCACAACGUACGAUGUUCAGGUGUACGCCCAAUAUGAUGGCGGUGUCAGCAAACCUCUCAUGGGACAAGGAACAACACUGUACCUCAAUGUGACCAACAUCGAGUCUUACGACGUCGGCUAUGACAAAUUCUGCAUUAAAUGGACGCCUCACCGUGCCGCCACUUCUUACAGAAUUAAGCUAAACCCUCUGGACCCAUCAGCUAGAGGUCAGCAGGAAAUCACCAUCGCCCCUCAGAGUCAGUACUGUUUCGAUGGUUUGAGUCCAGAUUCUCCCUACAGCGCUACUGUGUUUGUCCAGACCCCCAAUCUAGAAGGACCUGGAGUCAGCACCAAAGAAAGAACCUUGGUCAAACCGACACCUGUGCCAACAAAAGCACCCACUCCUCCUCCACCACCCACAAUUCCUCCUGGAUGGGCAGUUUGUAAAGGGGCCAAAGCAGAUGUGGUUUUCCUCAUCGAUGGAUCCUGGAGUAUUGGAGAUGACAGCUUUAGUAAAGUAGUACAGUUUGUGUAUAGUGUCGUCGGAGCGUUUGACGUCAUCGGCCCAUCAGGAAUGCAGAUCUCAUUCGUGCAGUACAGCGACAGUGCAAAGACAGAGUUUAAUCUCAACUCAUAUGAUAAUAAGGGCAUUUCGCUUUCCGCUCUUAAACUCAUCCGAUACAGAGGAGGAAACACUAAAACAGGUGUGGCUCUGAAGCACGUGUACGAGAAAGUCUUCACUAUUGAUAGCGGAAUGAGACGAAAUGUACCAAAGGUUGUGGUUGCUGUAACAGAUGGACGCUCUCAGGAUGAAGUGAAGAAGAAUGCUGCCAAACUACAACAUGCUGGUUACAGCGUUUUUGUGAUCGGUGUGGCCGAUGUUGAUUUCGUCGAGCUGCAGCACAUUGCCAGCAAACCGAGCGAACGUCACGUCUUUGUGGUGGACGACUUUGACGCAUUCUCCACCAUCCAGGACAACCUGGUCACUUUCAUUUGUGAAACUGCAACAUCCUCUUGUCCUCUGAUCUAUGUAAAUGGAUUCACAUCUCCAGGAUUUAGAAUGCUGGAGGCUUUUAAUCUGACUGAGAAGAUGUACGCUAGCACCAAGGGCGUCUCUAUGGAGCCCGGUUCUUUCAACAGUUACACCGCCUACAGGCUGCACAAGAAUGCUCUCCUGACUCAGCCUUCAUCUUAUAUUCAUCCCGAUGGUCUGCCCUACACGUAUACCAUCAUCCUAACGCUUCGUCUGUUGCCCGACUCACCCACAGAGGCUUUCGAUGUCUGGCAGGUGUCAGAUAAAAACUACAAACCUGAGACUGGUGUCACUAUUGAUCCUUCUGCCCAAACCGUGUCGUUUUACAAUAAGGACACAACCGGAGAGAUCCAGCGUGCUACGUUUAAAGACGAUCAAGUGAAGAAGAUCUUCCAUGGAAGCUUCCAUAAGCUUCACAUCCUGGUGUCUCCCAAGAGUGUUAAACUAAAUGUGGACUGCCAGGAAGUGGCUGAGAAAGAGAUGAAACCAAGAGGAAACACAUCGACGGAUGGAUAUCAAACGCUCGGCAAAAUGUCCAAAUCUAUUGGACCUAAAGGGGAAUCGGCAACAUUCCAACUCCAGAUGUUUGACAUUGUGUGCAGUCUCGGCUGGACCAGCAGAGACAGAUGUUGUGACCUUCCUUCAAUGAGAGAUGAAUCUAAGUGUCCAUCUCUUCCUAAUGCCUGCACCUGCACCUCAGACAGCUCAGGACCUCCGGGCACUCAGGGGCCAGUGGGUGCACCUGGAAGCAAAGGACCAAGAGGUGAAAAAGGAGACAGCGGUUCGAUUGGUCCAGCAGGACCGCGGGGUGAAAUGGGUUUGCCCGGUCCGAUGGGCCCACCAGGACCACAGGGCCCAAGCGGGCGUUCCAUCCCAGGCGAAGCUGGUCGUCAGGGUCCAAAGGGAGAUCCGGGUGAUUCUGGCUUACCUGGACAGAAAGGUCCACCGGGACCGGCCGGUAACAUCGGACCUGCUGGACCCGCUGGUAUACGGGGACCCCCAGGAAAGGAGGGCCCGGUGGGACCCAGAGGCCCUCAAGGACCCAUGGGACCUCCGGGAGCCCCUGGAAUGACGGGACCCACUGGAAAAGAAGGAAAUACUGGAGAUACCGGUGCUCCGGGACCUGUAGGUGUUAAAGGAGAUAAAGGAGAAAGAGGAGACAUUGCGUCUCAGAGCAUGAUGAGAUCCAUCGCACGACAGGUCUGCGAGCAACUGGUCAACGGGCAAAUGGGUCGAUUUAAUGAAGUGAUAAACCAGAUCCCCAAUAACUAUCAUAGCAACUCACCAGGGCCUUCUGGCCCUCCCGGACCUCCCGGACCCGAGGGACCACGUGGAGAGCCCGGUCGGAUAGGCAGAAAUGGUCUUCCAGGGAAUCCAGGUUUACCCGGUAGUCAGGGAGAAAGAGGACCAGCUGGAGAGAAGGGUGAUCGAGGGAGUCCAGGCAUUGGAGAGAGAGGACAUAGAGGGCCUCCUGGGCCACCCGGACCACCAGGCGAAUCGCGAACCGGCCCUCCAGGUCCAUCCGGUUCUCCGGGCAAUCGCGGUCCACCCGGUCGCAACGGUGUCGCUGGUAUACGAGGUCCGCCCGGUCCCUCCGGCUACUGUGACUCCUCGCAGUGUGUCGGCAUUCCCUAUAACGGUCAGGGAUACAGAGAACAGUUUCCACCCGAAGCCGAGCGCGUAGAUCCCGUCUCCGGAGAAGAUUUCGAGAUUUCCCCUCACCAGCGGCGUAGGAGAUCACAGACAGACACCGGCUCCUAAAGGAUAGUGUGAUGAAGGGCAAAAUCCAUUGGCUUCAUGUCGUUUGUUUCUUGACGUUCCAGUGUCCUGUACAGUUCAUUUAACCCUUGGCAUGAAUCUCAUAACCUCACAGCUUCACGUUUGUACUCCAUCGCUUGUAAAAUGGCAUUGAACGUUUGUCAGAUUGCAGUCAUUGAUCUGCGUGCAGGUGAAAGGUGUUUGAUAAUUUAUUAACAUUGAAGGGUUUCUGAAGAUCAUCGCCUCUUCAUCCUCAUUUAUGUCUCAUACAAACUCACCGUAGUUAUUCAUUUCUGUCUUUAGCUGAAAGCUUUUCUUGUUUUCUUAACAUCUGCUCUUCAUCACAGUAUUGUAAAUCAAAUAUUGAUCGUAUGGGAUGAACGUUUGAUUUCACAGCGCAGUUGAUUUUACCAAAGGUGGAAUUGCAUGUCUGUGGUGUAUAUUUACGAUGUUUUGGUUUUAUUUGAAUUGUAGUGUGUUUGUUUUUUUUUCUUUUUUAAUCCAGAAUAUAGUUGUUAUAAUUGUUGUUUAUCAUUAUCAAAUGCAGUCCGAAUAUGCGUGCAAGACUAUAGACAUAGUGUUGCUGCUUUAUGUUCAUUACUGCACAUUGUGAAUCCACAGCCUUAUUUUCUUAUUUAUUUCUGAAUCAGAGGAGGCAUUUUUCAAUAAAACUACUGAAAAUAGAA
Molecule: messenger RNA, 11531 nt
Organism: Misgurnus anguillicaudatus (oriental weatherfish)
Lineage: Eukaryota; Metazoa; Chordata; Actinopteri; Cypriniformes; Cobitidae
Source: RefSeq, a predicted model, not a curated record